AAAUGGAUUAAUUAAAUAGAUGGUAGAUUUUAUAGUAAAGAUUCCUUAUCUCAUAACAUCUCCCUCCCUACACAGUUAAUGGCAUCUCAUCUGUCAGCUAUCCCUCAACGUUUCUCUUCUUCUUCUUCUUCUAAAACCUCUACUCGUCACUAUAAUGUAAAUGUGAGGUCCAAGUCAGUUGGGAUUCGAGUCAGAUCAAGUUUACAAAAUGAAAGCUCCGAUUCAGCCAACAACAAGGACGGUGAGACAUCAACAUCAAGGCGCUUGUGUAUUGCAUGUUUAUGUUCAACAAUAACACUAAUAUCUAAUGCUGGAACUUCAAUGUUCGUUCCGAAGGCAAUUGCUUUAGAUGGAAAAGAAAGGGCUGUAUGUCGGAAUUGUAGCGGCAGUGGUGCAAUACUUUGUGACAUGUGUGGAGGUACAGGAAAAUGGAAAGCUCUCAACAGAAAACGUGCUAAAGAUGUUUAUGAGUUCACAGAGUGCCCUAAUUGCUACGGUCGGGGGAAACUGGUAUGUCCGAUUUGUUUAGGUACUGGUUUACCAAAUAACAAAGGUCUUCUCCGGAGGCCAGAUGCUCGUCAAUUACUAAAUAAGAUGUAUAAUGGUCGGUUAUUACCGGGAUCUUGAGCAACUUCUUUUUACUCCUUGUUUCCUCCAUUACUGGACUGAAGCAAACCAGAAAGUAAAACAUCAUGAUUCAUGGGUGGGUGUUUCAGAUUAUUUUACGGAUACAAUUGGGAAAAGUUAAUAGUAAUAUUUUGUUUAGGCAGUUUUGAUUGUAAUAUUAUUCAACAACAGUGUAUAGUCUGUAUAAUAUAUCUCGUCUGAUUAUAUUUGAAAUGAAUUAACUUCUUUGGUCUGAUAA
Mercurialis annua (annual mercury) is the source of this 865-nucleotide messenger RNA. Its product is annotated as protein PHOTOSYSTEM I ASSEMBLY 2, chloroplastic. The transcript has 5 exons. The record is from RefSeq and is a predicted model, not a curated record. Bases 79 to 627 code for a protein of 182 amino acids. NCBI's taxonomy places the organism in Eukaryota, Viridiplantae, Streptophyta, Magnoliopsida, Malpighiales, Euphorbiaceae.